AUGGAAACGAAACAGUUAACACGAAUAUCUUCGGUAGUCGGUCUAUUUCUAUCUUUAACCAAACCCUUCACAUGGGGUCAACACGCACUUAUACGGUCUGGAGAGGCUUACUUAUCUUAUAGUUUAGGGCCUUUAGCCGUCUUUGUUUACAUUGCUUCUUAUUUUUUCUGGUUCAAUAAUACCGCUUAUCCUAGUGAAUUUUACGGGCCUACUGGAUCAGAAGUUUCUCAAGCUCAAGCAUUUACUUUUAUAGUUAGAGACCAACGUCUUGGGGCUAAUGUGGGGUCCGCUCAAGGACCUACUGGUGUUUCUCCGACCGAAGAAGGCAUUUAUGGAGGAGAAACAUGCAUUUUUAGGAUAUGUGUGCUCCAUGGUUAG
Messenger RNA from Solanum verrucosum, 378 nucleotides. Its product is annotated as photosystem II CP43 reaction center protein-like. Gene Ontology annotation, molecular function: chlorophyll binding. The record is from RefSeq and is a predicted model, not a curated record. Lineage: Eukaryota; Viridiplantae; Streptophyta; Magnoliopsida; Solanales; Solanaceae. Gene Ontology annotation, cellular component: membrane; photosystem. Bases 1 to 378 code for a protein of 125 amino acids. Gene Ontology annotation, biological process: photosynthetic electron transport chain; photosynthesis, light reaction. The transcript has a single exon.